AUGGCAGCUUCGAUCGCCUGUGUCCCGUCGCUUGAGACAGCGCGCGAGGUCAUCUCCAAGUCGAGAAACGCCCAAUUCGCCCCGAACCUCCUGCCUGUGACUGCUUCAAUCCCUGCGGACCUUUUGACGCCGACAUUAGCAUAUCUCAAAAUCGCGGAGAAGUCGCGUUUGUCCUUUUUAUACGAGAGUGCGGCGACUACGGAGACUAUUGGAAGAUACAGUUUCGUUGGCGCAGACCCUAGAAAGACCAUCAAGACAGGUUCCGGUCAUGGCCCCGAGACCGAUCCCUUGCCUAUCCUUGAGGAGGAACUCUCCCAAUUCCGCGUUGCUACACCCAAGACCGCACGGCCCGUCAAGGAUGUUUUGGGUGUGCCAGAGUCCAUGUUCAUGCUCUUCGACACCAUUGUUGCCUUUGACCACUUCUUCCAGGUCGUCAAGGUCAUCACCUAUGUCCCGAUCCCGGGCAACGGUGCCGAUAUCGAAGCCGAAUACCAGAAGGGUCAGCAGAUUAUUCAGAAGACGAUCGAUACACUCCUUCAGGACCGCACACCACUGCCUCCUCAAGGUCCUAUCAUCCAGAACCAGGAGUACACCUCAAACAUCGGUCAGGAGGGUUACGAGAAUCAUGUCAAGAAGCUGAAGGAGCACAUUGGCAAGGGCGAUAUCUUCCAAACCGUCCCUUCACAACGGCUGUCUCGGCCCACUUCUCUCCACCCGUACAAUCUCUUUCGCCACCUUCGCACCGUCAACCCUUCCCCUUAUCUGUUUUAUAUCGAUUGCGAAGACUUCCAGCUCGUGGGCGCCAGUCCCGAGCUCCUCGUAAAGGAAGAGCGGGGCCGCAUCAUCACCCACCCUAUCGCUGGAACAGUGAAGCGUGGUAAGACCCUGGAAGAGGAUACAGCGCUUGCCGACGAGCUCCGCAGCAGUCUCAAGGAUCGCGCCGAGCACGUCAUGCUGGUCGACCUGGCCCGUAACGACGUGAACCGUGUUUGUGACCCGAUCACCACGCAAGUCGACCGGUUGAUGGUUGUGGAGAAGUUCUCACACGUGCAGCACCUUGUCUCACAAGUUUCUGGUGUUCUUCGACCGGGUAAGACACGCUUCGACGCCUUCCGAUCCAUCUUCCCCGCCGGUACCGUCUCCGGCGCUCCCAAGAUUCGCGCGAUGCAGCUUAUCGCUGAGCUUGAGGGUGAGAAGCGUGGUGUCUAUGCUGGUGCCGUCGGGUACUUUGGGUACAACAUUGCCAACGGCGAUGGAUCAAGCGAGGAGCCCGGUGCCAUGGAUACAUGCAUUGCGCUGCGGACGAUGCUAGUCAAGGACGGCGUUGCCUACCUGCAGGCUGGUGGCGGUAUUGUCUUUGACUCGGACCCUUACGACGAGUAUAUGGAGACGAUUAACAAGCUCGGCGCAAACAUUGCCUGUAUCCGUGGAGCGGAGGCAAAGUACCUAAGCCUGGAAAAUGGGUCUCACUGA
Messenger RNA from Penicillium maclennaniae, 1473 nucleotides. RefSeq names its product anthranilate synthase TRP2 (gene trpE). The transcript is spliced from 5 exons. NCBI's taxonomy places the organism in Eukaryota, Fungi, Ascomycota, Eurotiomycetes, Eurotiales, Aspergillaceae. The coding region runs from base 1 to 1473 and encodes 490 amino acids. Gene Ontology annotation, biological process: L-tryptophan biosynthetic process. The record is from RefSeq and is a predicted model, not a curated record.